AUGUAGAUAAUGUCUAGGCCAUUAACGUAAUUAGCCAUUUCAAUAAAUAUUUAGCGAGGAAACGGACGCGAGUGAAGACGCGAUGCGCUUUGUGUUUAUUGUUUUGUUUUCAUUGACUGCAGCGAACCCGGCACAUAAACGGUAUAGAACGGAUUAUGAGUACAACGCAAAAACAGAUGCAUUCUACAAACUGCAUGUCGCGACAGCAAUAGACAUUCAGGCUAAAAACCGCUGCCUAGAAGAAGGGGCUGAACUGAUGACUACUUCUUCACCAGAAGAUGUAAUACAAGUUCACAAAAUGCUGAAGCAGUUCCCAGACAUAGGGAACUACGUAUUAGUUGCUUCGGAUGGGUUACAACAUGAAUCGGCCGAAGAAGCCCCGGUUAUAUACAUGGAAGACCCCGAGUGGUUCGCGACAUCAAGGGGGCAGUGUAACGUAGUCACACGAGAGGGUAUCGUAGAGACGUCUAAUUGUCUCAACAAAUUACCAUUUAUGUGUAAAAUUAAAGCAAUCAACGUCAUCUAUGAUCCGAGAUGCAAAGUAUACUCUGCAGGAUACAAAUAUUACAACAACACCGGUAGCUGCUACAAGAACUCUCAGACCGCUGCAACUUGGAACAAAGCUGGUAUCAGAGCAACCGAGAUCAACAAUACUAAAAUCUUCAAGACUAUUUUUAAUCAGACACUGGAAGAGGCGGGUUUCUCGGAGUGGUCGCCUGGCGAGCCCAACAACGCGUCGGAGUCAGAGAAAUGUGGCAGCAUCUUCCUUAACAACGCCAAAUACAAUGACGUGGAUUGCUCACAUCAAUACGGCUACAUGUGUGAAACGGAUAUUGGAAUUAAACGUGCUUAGUGCUUUUUAAAUAUCUAAAAAAGUAUAUCUUUUCAUUCUUUCAUUCAUCAAGUAAUAUUCUAUGUUAAUAUUAAACGCUUUCUUUCCUGGCAAAUGAUUUCUAUGUAUUUAGUUUAUUUCAUGAUAUUAUGGUUAA
Molecule: messenger RNA, 989 nt
Organism: Papilio polytes (common Mormon)
Lineage: Eukaryota; Metazoa; Arthropoda; Insecta; Lepidoptera; Papilionidae
Gene: CTL11
Exons: 6
Coding region: 83-853 (256 amino acids)
Source: RefSeq, a predicted model, not a curated record